UAGACGUUUUCUUAGGAAGCUUACCAAAUUUUUCUUCGAAAACUUACUUAUCGAUAAUUUAACUAUCUUAGCCAUAAAAGUGGACAAAGAUAAUCGCGCGCGAUCAAAUAAUGUAUCCGACGGUGGAUCCAACAUAGUUAUCCGUCGGGCCUAUGAUAAAUCUAAUUCGUCGCAGCCAUCCCUAACCUCAACGAUGAACGACGCAGACCGUGACCAAGCAAAACGACGAAAGUACUCGAAUGGUAACCUGCCACCUUCCGCUAGCAGCUCUAGCCAGCUGACACAACCGAUGGUCGAGACGCACAAUGUGUAUGAAUCCCUAGCCUGCAUGGACGAGGACAGCGCCGGACCGAACAACGCACACACGCAGCAGAAAACAGUGUCUAACAGAGCAAAGGGAAACAGACUACCUCCGAUUUCUAUUAUCAACAAAGGUACCAAACACAUUCGGGAAUUAUUCAACUUGGCGAAUAUUCCACAAAGCAGCUACCACAUGAAAGCGCCUGGUAUAACUGCGCCCAAAGCCACAGGAAUAAAAUACAGGUAAAGCAAAACCGACUGCUUAAGAUGAUACUGGAUCUUGAACCAUCCCAUCCAACGGUGGACGUCCACAGGAUUGCUGGAGUCGAGCAACUGAACGAUUGGUUUACGAGACUGCUGCCUAAAUUCAACCUAAGCUGCUCAUCGUCAACGAACCCGCUACUGCAAGAACUGGCAGUUUAGCUCGCUGUGAUAUUAGUUUAUAAGUAGAAUACUCCAUUUCCCUUUUUUGUUUUUCUUAAACUAAAUCAAAUUCGAAGGUUUUUUUUUCAUAAGAACAUUUUCCUUUCAUAGCUAAAUUAUUAAGUAGAAUGUAAUUGAACAAAUUGUGCAUAGAACUAUAUACUGUUGCAAGGGUUUUCCAAAUCUCAGUCAAGAAAACUAAACACAAAAUGUAUUUUCCACAGUUUAAAAACAAAUAAAAAUAAAUAUAAAUAAAAAAUAUUUUGUUCAGGAUUCACUCUCCUUAUGUCGAUAUGUUCAAAUUUUUAGGCUACCAUAGUCUAUAGACCAUCUUUGGACAAUAACAAACACAUCAACAACAGGAAAACGACAUUUAUUUUGUUGUCAUUUUUCAUAGCAACGAGCUUUUUUGGAUCUAGUACACAUCUAAAUUUUCCUUCCAAUCCUCGAUCUCUCCCUAUCUCCGAUGGUCCCUUCAAUAUCGAGAUGUGGAGAGCCGACUGUACUACAUUUUCCCAUUUUUUGACCGCCUGUCAAUCGAAUGACUCAAUUCGUGGCGUGUUCAAUUCAAAAUGUCAAUUUAUUAGUCAAGCUUUUGCCACGCCGCACUCUAGAUCAAUUUUUGUGCAAUCGCAUUGGGUUUCAUUACAACUUACCCUAUCACUUUAUUUUAAUGAUUUUUCAACUUUUCCGGACAAAUAUAUAAAUACAGCUGAUCUCAAGACGAACCGAUUAGUGGAAAAAACUUGCAAGUCAGUCCAUUUGUUCAAAAGUUAUAUGGCUUCAAAGGAAAUGCAAACUCCUUUUAUUAUGUACACUGCGUUGCUCAGAUUCGGAACAUUUGCUUUUCAACUGUACUUUUUUUUUACAGCAUCGCAGCACACUAGAUUGGUUUACAUACGAUCCUUCUAAAUUUUUAUUACAACUGAUCAACUUUUUCGCAUUUUCGUGGUUCUCGAGUUAUCCCAGGGGAAAUAUCUGCCUUUCUUUAUAUGGCUGGGGUUCUGCCAAAUCGCUCUAAGCGCCAACAAAAAAUUGUCAGACGGAAAGUCUCAUCGAUUGGUA
This is a messenger RNA of Armigeres subalbatus, 1788 nucleotides long. RefSeq lists its product as uncharacterized. The coding region runs from base 194 to 547 and encodes 117 amino acids. The record is from RefSeq and is a predicted model, not a curated record. Lineage: Eukaryota; Metazoa; Arthropoda; Insecta; Diptera; Culicidae. The transcript has 2 exons.